CUUGUUUCUUUCCGUUCUCUCACCAAUUGAACUACCCCCUUUCUCAUUAAUUGUAGCCAUUAUGUUUGCGCGUCAAGCUUUCCGCACUGCUCAGCCUCUGAGACAGGCCUUCCGCAAGUACUCCGCGGAGGCUGCCCCUAAGGCCCCCGAGCCCCCCAAGGGCAAGUCCUCGCUGACGCCCAUCUACGUCGCUGUCGGUCUGACCGGUGCCGGUAUCGGUCUGUACCGCUACAGCUCGGGGAGCACCCCCGCCGAGCGCCCUAAGGUCUUCGUCGGCGGCGACCAGGGCUGGGUCGACCUGAAGCUGGCGAACGUUGAGGUUCUGAGCCACAACACGAAGCGUCUGCGCUUUGAGUUUGAGGACAAGGAGGCCGUCUCUGGCCUUCACGUCGCGUCGGCUCUCCUGACCAAGUUCAAACCCGAGGGCGGCAAGGUCGUUAUUCGUCCGUACACUCCUGUGAGCGAUGAAGCGCAACCCGGCUACCUCGAGCUGGUCGUCAAGGCCUACCCCAACGGACCCAUGUCGGAGCACAUCCACAACAUGAACACCGACCAGCGCUUGGCGUUCAAGGGACCCCUCCCCAAGUACCCCUGGGAGGCGAACAAGCACGACCACAUCUGCCUGAUCGCGGGCGGCACGGGCAUCACGCCGAUGUACCAGCUGGCGCGCGAGAUCUUCAAGAACCCCGAGGACAAGACCAAGGUCACGCUGGUGUUCGGCAACGUCAAGGAGGAGGACAUCCUGCUGAAGAAGGAGUUCGAGGAGCUGGAGAACACCUACCCGCGCCGCUUCCGGGCCUUCUACGUGCUGGACAACCCGCCCAAGGAGUGGACCGGCGGCAAGGGCUACAUCAGCAAGGAGCUGCUGAAGACGGUGCUGCCGGAGCCCAAGGAGGAGAACAUCAAGCUGUUUGUGUGCGGUCCUCCGGGCAUGUACAAGGCCAUCAGCGGGCCCAAGGUCAGCCCCAAGGACCAGGGCGAGCUGAGCGGUAUCUUGCAGGAGCUGGGCUACAACAAGGACCAGGUGUACAAAUUUUAGGUACUUUUAGAGUAAUACUGUGAGAUAGAUUUGAUUUAUAUCAUCACUUUGUAGUGGUGAGUUUUCCAC
Messenger RNA from Aspergillus campestris IBT 28561, 1108 nucleotides. Its product is annotated as cytochrome b5 reductase family protein. Gene Ontology annotation, molecular function: cytochrome-b5 reductase activity, acting on NAD(P)H. The record is from RefSeq and is a predicted model, not a curated record. Gene Ontology annotation, biological process: ergosterol biosynthetic process. Bases 62 to 1039 code for a protein of 325 amino acids. The transcript is spliced from 4 exons. NCBI's taxonomy places the organism in Eukaryota, Fungi, Ascomycota, Eurotiomycetes, Eurotiales, Aspergillaceae.